Messenger RNA from Ziziphus jujuba (common jujube), 5770 nucleotides. Its product is annotated as BAHD acyltransferase At5g47980. Lineage: Eukaryota; Viridiplantae; Streptophyta; Magnoliopsida; Rosales; Rhamnaceae. The coding region runs from base 70 to 1359 and encodes 429 amino acids. The record is from RefSeq and is a predicted model, not a curated record. The transcript has 2 exons.
GAAAGUCAAGUCCCAAGCAUUAUUCUGUGGAGAUCAUUCUUCAAAAAUUGAGAAUUUUUUUGGGAAAGAAUGGAGAUCAUCCAGAGAGGAAAAAUAAAACCAUCUUCUGGAACUCCUCACCAUCUGAGAGAUUUCAAGCUUUCUCUUUUUGAUCAGCUUGCUCCAGCUAUGUACACCCCAUUGAUUCUCUUCUAUCCCACCGCCAAUAUUAUCGUUGAUCAAGAGCCAUUAAUAUUCCAGCAUCUGAGAAAAUCUUUAUCAGAAACCCUCACUCACUUCUACCCAUUAGCAGGAAGACUCAGAAGCAAUCUCUAUAUCGAAUGCAACGACGAGGGAGCUGAAUUCAUCGAAGCCCGAAUCAACUGUUCCAUGUCAGAGACUCUUGAAAACCCGGAUUCGAAGCUGCUAAGACAUCUCCUCCCAAUUGAUAUUGAAUGCAAAGAAGCAGAUAUGGACUUUCUGCUGCUUGUUCAAGCCACCUUGUUUCGGUGUGGUGGCAUGGCAAUCGGAUUGAGCAUUUCUCAUAAGAUCACAGAUGCAUCCACUUUAACCACAUUCGUUAACGCCUGGGCCGGAAUGACGAUCGGGUCGGACCGGGUGGUGCUUCCUGGAUUUGGAGCUGCAUCUCUUUUCCCACCACUUGACACGUUAAGCUCAAAGCUCCUUCCUCUUCCAGUUGUUGAAUUUGUGGAAGAAAAAUGUAAAACAAGGAGGUACGUGUUUGAUGCUAGAAAAAUUGCUGCUCUACAGUCUAAAGCGGCCAGUCCAGCUGUGAAAAACCCUACAAGGGUUGAAGCAGUUUCUGCACUGAUUUGGAAAUGUGCAAUGGAAGCAUCAAGAUCAAACUCAAUUGGCUCUCCAAAGCAAUCUUUCUGGUGCCAAAAUGCAAACAUUCGCAAAAGGGUCAUACCACCGUUGCCCGAAAACCUUGUUGGUAAUCUUGUCGGUUACUUCGCUGCAAAUACACAAGAGGACGAAGCUCUUGAUCUCCAAAACUUGGUUUUCAAGAUGAGGAAAGGGAUAGAAGAAGUUAAAGAGAAGUAUGAGAAAGGAAUUGAUUGGGAGAAGACAAAAGAAGAACUAAAAGAGUAUGGAAAUUUGAUUAAAGAUGAGGGAAUAGAGAAUUAUAAUUGCACUAGUUGGUGUAGAUUUCCAUUUUACAAAGCCGAUUUUGGAUGGGGAAAACCUGCAUGGGUGAGUAUUUCUGGUGUGACGUUCAAGAAUGUGAUUCUUCUGAUGGAUACCAAAGAUGGAGAUGGAAUAGAAGCUUGGUUGGUGUUUAGAGAAGAAGACAUGGUCUUAGUUGAAUCCAACAUGGAGCUUCUUGCUUAUGCCUCUUUAAAUCCAAGUGUCACUUAGUUUCUUAGGAUUAGAGAAAUUAAAUUCUUAAUUUCCUGCAACUACGAAAAUUUUGCUUCUGUAAAUGUGUUUGGGUUUGUAUAUCUUUCUAUGUAAUUGUUGUGAGUUAGUACCAGAAAUUCUAGCUUUGUUAUAAAAAUAAAUAGAAGUUCAUACAUGAAUAUAUAUCAAUAAUAUUCAUCUUUUAUAACAUAAUAUUUGUACCUAAAUUUACAUAAUGUUUGUUCCUAAAUUUAUUUAUUAAAUACACAUUUCAUUAAAUUAAAAUUGGAGUCUACUUUGGACAAACUAAAUCCAAAGCCAAUUAGGAACGUCACUCCAAUUGUAUUUGCGAUAAUCUAAUUUAUAAAUUCUAAACAUUAAUUUGGCACUUAUGUGUAACGUUUUCUUGGAUAAAGAUUUUUUUCUUUUAAGCAAAAAAAAAGUUGUAAGUGUAAAGAUUGGUAUAUCCUGUAAUCCCGAAGACUGGAUUCAAGUAAGACCGAGCCCUUAAUUCAGUCAAUGGUGAUAAUAACUUCAAUAUCAUUUAUAUAAAAUUCGAAAAUUUUAAUAGGGAAAUUCUAGUUGCUACCAUUUUAACUUUAUACAGUCCCCAUCUAUAUGAAACUGGGUCCUCAGCUUGGGCUAACUGCAAUAAUGGCCAGGCUUUGAUUCUCAAAAGGUGGAUUUCGAGCCUCCCAUAAGAAUCUUUGCCCACGCUUCUCCAAAUACAGAGCUAUUUCUCCCAGUUACUCGAUGGAAAACAGACCCAAACUUCCAAAACAAAGAAAAACAACGCCUCUUUGGGUUGUGGCUCUACCCAUUUCAAACACUCCCACUGUGAAUUAUUCCCAUCAAUGGUUGAGGAAGAAUCACCAUCUCCGACUUUUAAAGGUCUGGAAAACUUUUUUCCUGAGUGGUCCGGUGACAUUUUGGGUUCGAUCCAAUGGCUGUAAUAGUAGGAUUAAUGUUGGGGUUUUUUGGUAAUUUGAUUUCGAUAUGGGAUUCCAUAAGGUUGAUUUGGAAUUGGAAAAAGGAUUUCUCAUUUCCAUAUCAUUAAUUUAGAGCUACUCACCUAUGUUUUUGAUAGUAACUUCAAAAUAUAUUACUAUAAAACUUGAAAGUAUAAAAUAUAAAAUUAUAUUGGAUAUAGAUAAUAUCGUUGGCACACUUUGAUAUUAUCUAUAGAUUUGGAUCCACUCCGUUCAGUAGGUUGACAUUUUGUGAUAGUAAAACUGAUUACAUGGAAAAACUACAAUAAAAAAAAAUUCAUGUUGAUGGUGGGCGGUGAUUAAGGGGCAUUUAUAAAUGCAACUUGCUAUAGGAAUGGGGUUUAUACGAUUACUAGAAUAAUCCAACCGGGAAUAAAACAAAGUGCAUGUUAAUUGCCAAGAAACUCAAAUUAAUGGAGAAAAAUCAUAAAAUCAAUUUCUUGAGUUUUGUUUACUUUUGUAGAAAGCAAGAUGUAAAUAUACAUAUUAUAUAUGCAUGCAAAAUAUUAAUUUAUUUAUGUUUGUUGUCUUUUGCAUAAUUGGAUAAAGGAUAGUAAAUGACAUAGUCCAAUGCAUAUAUUUUAUUUAUUUCUCAUGCAAGUGCGUAAUUUUACAAAAUUUAUACAAAAAUUAAAAAAUUAAAAUAAAUACCUUGUUGAAAUGGGAGGCAUCUGAAGUUCCGUUAGGGAGUAUGUUCUCACACUUUUAGCAUCGACAAAAUAAGUAGUUUUGUCUUUAGGAUCCUAAAUUUUUCUCCAUCUGUAUUAUCAAAAAUUAUGUGACACUUCUAAAUUUUUUUAUAGUUUUAAAUAUGAUAUGUAAUUAACUGAAAUUUGACAAUUUUUAACACUUACAGUAUUAUUAUAUGUCUCAUUAUGGGUUGGAAAAUAAUUUAUAGGAGAUUAAAUCUAUCUAUAUACAUAUAAGUAUAUAAUCCUACAAUGAGAGCACCAACACCUCAUAGCAUGGUAGGUGUCUAACCGCCUCAUUACCUACAAACGCUAAUAGACACCUAUUAAGUCAGUACUCAUAGACAAUCAAACGUCCACUAUAUAUAAUAUGGGUAAUAACAUCCAUCAUAGAAAAUUUAUAUGUGGAUUUAUACAAUAAUUUAUUUAUUGAAUGACAAACUCAUCCCCAGCGUUGGAGGAAUAUAAAAGAAGCAUCAUCCAUUAGAAUAAAAUUUCGUAUUUAUAUGUGUACUUGCAAAAUUUUCUGUUAAUUGUUUAUCAUCAUUACACAGGACAGAAGCAAGACUAGAAAGCGUGUGCCAAAGGAACAUACUUAAGGGAGUUGACGACAGUAGAGUGAUUGACUAAUUAAAAAUCUUCUAGACUAGCUAUACCACAGCACACAAUAUAAAAUAAUCAAUUUCUUUUCACUCUGCAACUGGGAAAUAAGUUACAAUGCACCUGGAUGCAUCACAAAGUUUACAGCAAAAAUAUGUUAUAUACAUAUACACAUACACACACGAAAUUAGUAAUAAAAUUUAUGAGUUUCAUCAUCCACCGGGGAGAUUUAGACAAAAGCAAUAUAAAAGAGAAAUGGGUUUGAAAAAUUCGUAAACGUAUUAUUAUCCACUUGGAUAGAUAGAUAGCGAACUAUGCAAUCAAAUAAUAUUGAUGAGAUGGACAAGACCAGAGUUAGAUAUGGAGAUAUAGAAGGAGAUGGGUCAAUGAUCAUGUUAUCUCUCUUGAAAAGCUACAAAUAAGGUUGUUUUGUGAAAGAAGAAGAUAUCAAACCUAGAAGAAAAUGGCGACGGACAUGAACAUUGUUGAAGUCAUCUCCAACUCUUCAUCACUUUAAAACUCACGAACUCUGUUUUAUCGAUCAUUCUGUUCCACUAAUGUAUUUCCCACUGCUUCUGUUCUAUUCCCAUGAUAAUUCCAUUCAUGAUAGUAGAAGCGGUAUCACAGAAAAAAUCCGGCAUCUGAGAAAAGCUUUGUCACAAACCUUGCUUAGUUUUAUGUAUUACAGAAGAAUCACGUCUAGCUUUACAUCGAUCUGAGUGUAAGGACGAUGGAGCCAAGUUGGAGGCAAGGAUCAACCGUCCAAUGAUAAAGAUCUGGAGAAACCAGAUAUCCAGUUGCUCAGACAGUUUCUUGCAGCCGAGCCUGAAAGUCAAGGAGCAAGAAUAAGUCCUCUGCUGCUAGUCCAAGCCACAUUCUUUGAAUGUGGUGGAAUGGCAAUUGGGUUAAGCGUUUUGCAUAACGCCAUGGAUGCAGCUUCAUUGACCACAUCCCUAAACAGCUAGUGUGUAAUGGCUCUUGGUUAUGGUUGUGGCCAGGUAGUGGAUCCUGAAUUUGCUCUCUUCAUAGCUUCUCCCACCAGCAGCUCGAAUUCCCCUGAGCCUCCCAUUGCAGUAUUUAUUCAGGAAAGGUUAAGAGCAAGGAGGUAUGUGUUCGAAACUUCAAACCAACAAAGAUUGCAGCUCUGCAGUGCAAAGCCGCCAGUGAAAGUGUGAAAAACCCAACUCGAGUUGAAGCAGUUUGUGCACUCCUUUGGAAAUCCGCAAUGGAGGCAUCCGAAUCUAACAAAGGAUCUCUGAAGCCUUCUGUGUUUUGUCAAGUCAUUAACCUACAUCCAAGGACUGCUCCGCCAUUGCCAGAGAACCUUGUUGGGAAUCUUAUUGGAAAAUUUCCAGCAAAGCUGGAAUAAGAAAAUGAUGAAAUUGAUCUGAAAAUCUUGGUUGCGAAGCUGGGAGAAGUGAUGGAACAAGUUGAAGGAAAGUACAGCUAAGGACUCCUUGUGGAAGAGAUACAAACAGCAUUCACAGCAAUAGUCCCUCGGACUCCGAAAGUACUUCUAUGCAUAUUUCCCCCUUUAGAGUAAAACCAAUGUCGUUCUCUAGCUCAUGCUAGAGGGUAAAUUCUGGACUUUCCAGACUGGAUAGUGGCACUUAGGAAAAUCCCAAAAAAUAGAGACUUACAUAACAAUAACAAACAGAAAAGCUCUCUAUAGACCAACAAUGAUAUAGAAAGCUACUGCUGCAGCAGUUGGUGUAGUCAUUCAUUUUACAAUGCAGAUUCUGGAUGGGGAAAGCCAGCAUGUGUGAGUAUUUCUGGAGUGGGAUUCAAGAAUUUUGUUUUCCUAUUGAGUACAAGAAACGGAGAUGGAAUAAAGGCAUGGCUCACUCUCGGAGAAGACAAGAAAUUAGUUGAAAGAAAUCAGUAACUGCUAGACUUCGCUGCUUUAAAUCCGAGUAUCAUUUAAUUAUGUGUAGGAAUUUCUUGUUGCAGAACAUAGUUAGACUGUUAAGAGGCUUUUUUGAUCCAAAGAGAACUGGAAAUGAAUGGAUCAAGUUUGUCUCAAUCUUUAGAGCUUAAUGUUUUUCUCUCACUUAUGGUGGUUGUAGAGUUGAAUUAGUAAAAGCUUUCUGAAUCAUUUCCCAAGUAUGUGUUCAAUAGUGUUAUAAUCCAACUUUCUCCUUUUUUGACCUU